Penaeus monodon (black tiger shrimp) is the source of this 10904-nucleotide messenger RNA. RefSeq names its product neuroblast differentiation-associated protein AHNAK-like. Gene Ontology annotation, biological process: regulation of RNA splicing. Gene Ontology annotation, molecular function: protein binding. Lineage: Eukaryota; Metazoa; Arthropoda; Malacostraca; Decapoda; Penaeidae. Gene Ontology annotation, cellular component: nucleus; cytoplasm. The transcript has 7 exons. The coding region runs from base 705 to 6449 and encodes 1914 amino acids. The record is from RefSeq and is a predicted model, not a curated record.
AGUGUGGCGCUGGCCGAGUGCGUGAGCGGACGACGGGCCGCACCUCGCGAUUCCAACCCCCGCGGCGAUUCCUCGGAGCGAUUCCCGUACCUCACUCGUCGGCGAGCGGCGGUGACGAGAGAAAAUUGAGAAAUAGAAAGCCGUAGGCAAAGGCAGACGGGGUUGAGUGCGAGUGAGUGCCGAUUCACUAGCAUUAGUGCCUGACACUUGCACGCCGUGACAGUGCCUGCGUGUGCCAGCAAGCAGCAGGGCCAGGGAGAGUGGAAGCUUGAGUGCCACAGGAAGGCAAAGACGCGAAGGAAUUCCGUGCCAAAGGUGAGGGAGGCGAAGACGGCGGAGUUGGCAAACGGCGGCAGGUUGGUGGUGGGUGUGUGGCUGAGGGGGACCGCGGAGUGCGAGUGUGCGAGUGUGUCGUGUAACCGGGAGCAGGAGGAGAUUCCUCACUCUUCCCCUUCGUCACCCUCGUCACACCCACCACGCCCUCGCGCCCUCCCGCUCAGGGGCGUGCGUCCAGCGAGGAAGCGGUGUGGACGGCGCCCUCGCCCCGCGCCCGCCCGCGAGUGAGAGGAGGCCGGGCGCACCCAGGUGUAUGCCAAGCGCCGGCGUGGGCGUCCCGGCGCACCAGGAGGGGCACCCGCGAGGGAGGGCACCUGAGGGAGAGUCCGCUAUGGAAUGCGCCGAGUGAGACGCCCCCGCUGAGUAUUAUGGCCAGGCUGCUGGUGCCACAGCUGCUGCAGCGCCCCCUGAGGCCGCCACCGGUGCUGGUGGGCGCCCUCGUGGUGGCGCUGCUGGCCGUGGGCGUGGGCGGGCAGGAGAACAGUAACGCGGGCGUAGAGUGUGGGUGUGGCGGGAGCGUGGCGGCGGCGGUCAUCAUCAGCAUCAUCCUCACCCUCGCGCUGGUCGCCGUCGUGCUCUGCGUCUACUGGAGAUGCUGCCAGGGAACCACAGGUCGGAAGAAUGGCGACCUGGAGAUCGGAUCACACGCCGCUUACGACAACCCUCACUUUCUUCCGGACGAUAGCCUCGAUGCACCUGACGGAGUGGCUGGGUCGGCGGGCGGUGCCAGUGCCACCAACAGAAGCGGUCACGUGGCACCGGAGAAGAGCAUGUCCACUCUGGAGAAGCUGGUUCAGGCCGUGCGUUCAGGUGGAUCUCGUAACAACUCUCCCAGGCGGACGGUGGACGAUUCCCAUUUGACGGAGCCGUCGGUGGUGGCGGUGCCUCUACGCGGCCACGACUUCACUGGCCUCGGUUUCAACAUCUACGGCAACAUGAGGGACGGGGUCUUCGUGAAAGACGUUCUUCACCGCGGUCCUGCCUCGGAGUCGGGCAAGAUCAGUCCAGGUGACCGCCUCUUGGGCCUGGCGGUGAGCACGGAGCACAUGGUUCACGAGGACGCCCUCACACUGCUCUCCUACGCGUCUCCAUACCCGGUGCUGCUCCUGCUGGAGAAGUCUGCUCAGGGGGCCGAGCGACGCCUGCCUUCUGCCACGUCGGGCCGCCCCGUCCAUCCGUUCUACAGGAGUCAGUCAAUUGACGACCUAGCGAAGAUCGGCAAGGCGGACAUGUCGCGGGUGAGGGCCGCCCGGCUGUCCGGCGCACGGACUUCCAAGACAGAGGUGUCACGCCCAGACCUCGUGGGCGGGAUGGAGCUGCCACGCCUUAGCCUGAGCUCGGGCAUAGGCACGGGCGUGACUGCAGGCGCGCGGGUGGAUGCUAGUCUUGUACAGAGAGAGGCGCCCGAACGACACUCCGAACGUGCCAUUGACGUGCCAGGCGCCGACGUCCGGAAGCCGACGGCGCGGGUUGAGGGUCCCGCAGUCCACGCCGAUGCCAAAGCCGACUCGAAGCUAAAAUUCGGCAUCAAAGUCUUGCCAGAUUUGACAGGAAGAGUUCCUAAGCGCGAUCUUGACCUCGAAGCUGGAGGAGAACUGUCAGCUGAGGGUCCUUCGCUCAACCUCCAGCAACCUCGUCUAGAUCUUGAAACCGAAAUGGACACUCCCUCGGCAGGAAUUGAGACCGAGGGCUUCGAUGGCGCUAACAAGAAGCCGAGUGGCAUCAAGUUCGGAGUCAAACUGCCACAGAUGAAAGUCAAGGCCGGGCAAGGUGACUUAGAUGUUCCCGAUGCCACGGUUAGGAUGCCAAACAUACCCGAAGGUGAGGUAAGACUCGGAGUGGAGGAUAACCUCAACGUCAACAUGCCAGACGUCGACCUUGGUGGAAGAGGCGUGAACAAAGUCUCACUCGAACCCAAGACAGACGACGAAAAGCAGAAGGCCAAGGGUUCCUUCGGCAUCGACCUGGACUUCAAGGGCUUUGGACGGGGCCAGGAAUCAAACUCCGAACACAAGGAGGAAACCGACUCAGACAGAGAAACGGGAAAAUCAAAAGGUUUCGGCAACAUGAACUUUGGUCUCGACUUCAAGGGUCUGAAGAGAGAUGACGAAGUUGUCUCAGACGAAGAGAAAGUGAAGUCUAAAGGCAAUAUUGGGCUUAGCAUUGACACUCCGGACCUCCAGAUGCCAAACGUAGACUUUGAACACAAGGUAGGCAAUGUAGAAAACAUCUCAUCUAAGUCUGAAAAAUCAGGUUUUGGGAUCGACUUCAAAGGUCCUGAAUUCUCCAUGCCCAAGCUUAACCUUCAAGGACAGACCAAAGGCAAGGGUGAAGGCGAUCAAGCUGGGCUCACCCUGAAUGCUCCCGAUGUGAACUUACCUGACGUGAGUUUCAACAAGACGUUGGAUAUUGAAGGAGGAGCAGGCGCUGACGGCAUGAAUGUUGACUUAAAGGGACCGAAAGUUGACCUUUCCCUCCCAGAGGCUGACCUAAAGGUUAAGGGUGAUAUGAAAACAGAUGCAGAAGCUGAGGUUGAUGCCUUUAAGAAAGGCGGUUUUAGCUUUGGCCUGACGGGUCCGGACAUCAACCUUCCUAGCUUCGGCUUGGGUGGGCGAAGUGACGAAGAAAAGGACACAGAUGAAAAGAAGAGCAAAAAGGAAAUUGAGGGAGAUGGAAAAGAUCUGUCGCUAGAUCUCCGAGGGCCUGAUAUUACCCUACCGAGCAUGAGCCUAAAAGGUAGUGCAGAGCCAGUUCUAGAGGAGGUGAAUGUGGAAGCAGAAGAAGGGGGUAAAAAGAAGAGCAAAAAGAGCAAGAAGGGUUUUAGUUUUGGAUUCAAGGCUCCUGAUUUUAAUCUUCCGGGGAUGAAUUUCAAGGGGCGUGGAGAUGACAGUGAUAAUGACGACAGCAACAACUCUGAGAGUGAAAAGAAAGACAAGAAGAACAAGAAAGGCUUUAGCUUUGGUCUGAAAGGUCCUGAAAUGAAUGUCCCGAGUGCCAACCUGAAACUUCAGGGUGAUGCCUCCAUGCCAGAUGAAGGAAAGGACUCCGAUGACGAAGGAAAGAAGGAGAAAAGGAAGAGCAAGAAGGGCUUCAGGUUUGGCUUGAAGGGACCCGACGUGAACAUGCCAAACGUCCAAGUACACGCUGAGGCAGAUGCAGGCGCAGACAAUGACGAUGCGAAAGAUAAGAAAAAUAAGAAGGGAUUCUCCUUUGGAUUAAAAGGUCCUGAGGCAGAUAUCAACCUUGGAGCUAAAGGCAUCGAGGGAGAGGGCUUUGAGGUGAAAGGACCAAAUGUAAACAUACCUGAUGUCAGCCUAUCUGGUGGUUUGGAUGUUGGAGACAGAGAAAAGCCAGAUGGAGAGGACGAUAAGGACAAAGAGAAGAAAUCUAAGAAAGGAUUUAGCUUUGGUUUUAAAGGACCUGAUGUCAGCUUACCGAGCAUGAGUAUCAAGGGAAGUGCAGACGGAAGUGAAAAGGAGAAGGACAUAUCUGAUGAUGAAGAGGGAAAUGACAAAACUAAAAAGAACAAGAAAGGCUUCAGUCUCGGAUUAAAAGGUCCUGAUUUCAGUAUGCCUAGUAUGAGUCUCAAAGGAAGUGCCGAAGGAAGGGAAAAUCAAAAGGAAGAGUCAGACGAUGAUGGUGAUAAUGAUAAGAAAGCCAAGAAAGGAUUCAGCUUAGGAUUUAAAGGACCUGACUUCAGCCUACCGAGCAUGAGCAUUAAGGGAGAAAAGGGAGACAAUGAAUCCGACGAUGAUGACGAUGACAAGGAGAAAAAGGCAAAGAAGGAGUUUAGUCUUGGACUGAAGGGACCUGACUUUAAUCUCCCUAGCCUGAGUCUGAAGGGAAGUGCCGAAGGAGGUGCUAAGGAGAAGGAAGAAUCUGACGACGAAGAAAGCGGCAAAGACAAGAAGUCCAAGAAGGGCUUUAGUCUUGGACUAAAAGGACCCGAUUUCAGUAUGCCCAGCAUGAAUAUCAAAGGUGGGGUAGAACACAGUGCUGAAAGGGUGGACGUAGAUGAUGAUGAAGAUGAGAAGGAAAAGAAAUCAAAGAAAGGAUUUAACUUUGGAUUCAAGGGUCCAGACUUCAGCCUGCCUAGCAUGAGCAUCAAGGGCAGUGGGGAAGGAGGUGACAAGGGAGGAGAUUCUGAAGAUGAUGAGAAAGACAAGGACAAGAAAUCUAAGAGAGGGUUCAGCCUUGGCCUGAAGGGACCUGACUUCUCAAUGCCAAGCAUGAGUCUCAAGGGAAGUGCAGAGGGAGACAAUAAGGAAAAGGAUGAGUCUGAAGAUGAUGACGAUGAUGGUAAGAGUAAGAAAUCAAGGAAGGGUUUUAAUCUUGGCUUCAAAGGCCCUGACUUCAGUCUUCCCAGUAUGAGCCUCAAAGGAAGUGCGGAAGGAGGCAACAAGGAAACAAAUGAGUCAGACGAUGACCAUGAAGAUGGAAAGAGUGGGAAGUCAAAGAAAGGUUUUAAUCUUGGAUUCAAGGGACCUGACUUUAACCUGCCCAGCAUGAGUCUCAAAGGAAAUGUAGAAGGAGGUAGUAAUGAAAAGGAGCAACCAGACGAUGAUGAUGACGACGAAAGUGGUGACAAGGAUAAAAAGUCUAAGAGAGGAUUUAAUAUUGGCCUGAAAGGUCCUGACUUCAGCCUACCCAGCUUCAGCAUGAAAGGAAGUGCAGAAGAAAGUGAUAGGGUAAAGGACGAAUCCGAUGAUGAUGACGAAGACAAGAACAGCAAGAAGUCGAAGAAAGGAUUCGGUUUUGGGUUCAAGGGCCCCGAUUUCAGCUUGCCAAGUAUGAGUAUCAGAGGAAGUGCUGAAGGUGUCGAGGAGAAAGAGGAAUCCGACGAUGAGGACGAUAAAUCCAAGGACAAGAAAUCUAAGAAAGGCUUCAGUCUUGGGCUGAAAGGUCCUGAUUUCAGCCUACCCAGCAUGAGCAUGAAGGGAGGUGCAGAACAUGACAAAGAGCUUUCAGAUGACGAUGACACUGAUGACAAAGAUAAGAGGGGCAAGAAGGGCUUCAGUCUCGGAUUCAAGGGCCCUGACAUUAACCUGCCAAGUAUGAGUCUCAAGGGAAGUGGAGAAGCCGGCGAAAAGGAAAAGGAGGAAUCAGACAGUAAUGAUGAAAAUGACAAAAAUAAGAAAUCAAGGAAGGGCUUCAGUCUUGGACUCAAAGGUCCUGACUUCAAUAUGCCCAGCAUGAGCAUCAAGGGCAGUGGAAAGGGCGACAAAGAUAAGGAAGAUUCAGAAGAUGAUGACGAUGAGAAAAAAUCCAAGAAAGGCUUCAGUUUUGGAUUCAAGGGUCCAGAUUUCAGUUUACCCAGCAUGAAUAUUAGAGGAAGCGGAGAAGGGGGAGAUAAAGAAAAGGCAGAAUCUGACAACGACAACGAUAAUAAUGAUAAAAGCUCGAAAGGUUUCAACCUUGGUAUUAAGGGUCCCGACUUCAGUCUGCCAAGCAUGAGCAUCAAGGGCAGUGGAGAAGGAGAUAACAAAGAAGAUGAAUCUGAUGAUAAUGAAAAACACAAGGAUAAGAAGUCCAAGAAAGGAUUUAGUCUCGGAUUUAAGGGACCUGAUUUCAGUCUUCCCAGUAUGAGUUUAAAAGGUCGUGGACAGGAUGAUGGGUCAGAGGCUAAGAACGAUAAGAGUGAUAAAGACUUCAAUCUUGGACUGGAGGGUCCCGAUGUUACUCUUCCGAAUGUAGACUUGAAACUUCAUGGCGAUGCUUCCUCUGGUGUUGCCGUGGACAAGGAGGAGAGUGAUGAUGAGAAACAAAAAUCAAAGAAAGGCUUCAGUUUUGGAUUCAAAGGCCCUGACAUAAACCUUCCAAGCUUUAGUCUCAAAGGCCGUGACCGAGGUGAUGGCGAAGAUGACUCAGGAGAUGAGAAAGACAAGGAUGGAAGAGAUAUUAAAUUUGGCUUAAAAGGGCCAGACGUCAAAUUACCAAGUGCUGAUCUAAGUGCCGAAGCAGACUUGGACCUAGAAUCUGAUAACGAAAAGAAAUCGAAGAAAGGAUUUAGCUUUGGCUUGAAAGGUCCUGAUCUGAGCCUACCAAGCUUCAGUCUAAGGAGCAAAGGAGACAAAGGUGAUAUGACGAAGCACAGAGUGACGAGACGAAAAUGACAAGAAGAAGAAAUCCAAGAAAGGCUUUAAUAUUAACUUGAAGGGUCCUGAUUUCAACCUCCCUGACGUCAAGGUAAAAGGUCAUGGAGAUUUAGAAGGAUAUGAAGGGAAAUUACCAGAAGGAAGCAUCUCCAAAUCUGUAGAGUUAACUGGACCAAAUAUUGAUCUUCCUUCUGUAGACCUCAAAGCUCAGGGACAAGUGGAUGAUGGUGACACAGCCAAAGGCAAAAAGUCUAAAAGGGGGUUCAGCAUGGGGAUCAAAGGUCCUGAUUUCAGUCUGCCUAGCAUGAAUAUCAAAGGAGGCAAAGAUGAAGAAGAGUCGGAUAAUGAAAACGAAAAUGACAAAGAUAAGAAGUCCAAGAAAGGAUUUAGUCUUGGCCUAAAAGGACCUGAUUUCAAUUUACCUAGUAUUAGCAUGGGAGGAAGUGCAGAAGCAGGUAGUAAGGAGGAGGAAUCAGAUAAUGAAGAAGCUGGUAAGAAGAAGUCCAAGAAGGGCUUUGGUUUUGGAUUCAAGGGCCCUGAUUUUAAUAUGCCUAGCAUGAGCAUCAAAGGUGGGGGAGAGCGUGACAAGGGGUCUGACGAUGAUGAUGAAAAGGAUAACGAUGGGAAAUCGAAGAAAGGAUUUAGUCUUGGUCUUAAGGGACCUGAAUUCAACUUGCCUAGCAUGAGCAUCAAGGGAAAUGCUGGACAUGAUAAAGAAGCUUCAGAUGAUGAUGAUGAUAACAAAAGUGAGAAGACCAGAAAAGGCUUCAAUCUUGGCCUAAAAGGUCCCAGUUUCAAUUUACCAAGCAUGAGCAUCAAAGGCAGUGGAGAAGGGCGAGAUAAGGAAGAAUCAGAGGAUGAUGAUGAAAAUGUCAAAGAUAAGAAAUCUAAAAGAGGAUUUAGUCUUGGAUUUAAAGGCCCCGAUCUCAGUAUGCCAAGUUUGAGUGUCAAAGGAGGUGCAGAUGAUGACAAAGAAGAGUCUGAUGAUGACAAAGACAAGGAAAAGAAAUCGAAGAAAGGAUUUAAUCUUGGAUUUAAGGGUCCUGACUUUAGUCUCCCGAGCAUGAGUCUUAAAGGAACUGCAGAUGACGAUAACACGAAAGAUGAACUUGAUGAAGGAGAAAGAGAUAAGGAUGGAAAGUCGAGGAAGGGUUUCAGUCUUGGAUUAAAGGGUCCUGAUUUUAACCUACCUAGUAUGAGCAUGAAGGGAAAAAUGGAAGGAGAUGUUAAGGAUUCAGAUGACGAGAAAGAAGACAAUGAAAAGAGGUCAAAGAAAGGUAUUAGUCUGGGCUUCAAAGGUCCCGAUUUCAGCAUGCCAAGUAUGAGUAUUCGGGGCAGUGGAGAAGGUGACAGGGCAAGAGAAUCUGAGGAUGACGAGAAAAACAAAGAAAAGAAAUCAAGGAAAGGUUUUAGCCUUGGGUUCAAAGGCCCCGACUUCAGCCUGCCUAGCAUGAGCAUCAAGGGCAGUGGGGAAGGAGGUGACAAGGGAGGAGAAUCUGAAGAUGAAGAUGAUGAUAAGAAAAAGUCAAGGAAGGGUUUUAAUCUUGGUUCAAAGGCCCUGACUUCAGUCUUCCCAGCAUGAGUCUCAAGGGGAAUGCAGAAGCAGGUGAUAAAGAAGAAAACGAGUCCGAAGAUGAUGAAGAUGGAAAGAGUAAAAAGUCCAAAAGGGGAUUUAAUCUUGGAUUCAAGGGACCUGACUUCAACCUACCAAGCAUGAGCAUUGGAGGAAGUGUCGAGGAGAAUGAAAGACAAAAAAUCCAAUGAAGACGAAGACAGUGAUAAGGAUAAAAAGUCCAAGAAAGGAUUCAGCCUUGGAUUAAAAGGUCCCGACUUCAGUUUACCGAGCAUGAGCAUUAAAGGAGGAGAAGAGGAAGAUGAUAAAGUGAAAGAAGAAUCAGAUGAUGAUGUAAAGAGUGAUAAAGGUAAAAAGUCCAAGAAAGGCUUUAGUCUGGGUCUAAAGGGGCCUGAUUUCAAUCUGCCAAGCGUUAGUAUCAAAGGAAGUGGAGAAGGAACCCACAAGAAAGAAGAAUCGGAUGAGGAUGAGAAGGAGACAAGGACAAGAAAGGAAAGAAAGGGUUCAGCCUCGGAUUUAAAGGACCUGAUUUCAACAUGCCUAGUAUGAGGGUGAAAGGAAGCGCAGAUGGAAAUGUAAAAGAGAAAGAUGAAUCUGACAAUGAUGACUAUGAUGAUAAAGGUAAGAAAUCCAAAAGAAGCUUUGGUCUUGGCAUCAAAGGACCGGACUUCAAUCUACCCAGCAUAAACCUUCGCGGCCACGGUGAUGGACAUGACGACAAGCAAAAGGAAAGUGACCAAGAAGAGGAUUCAGAACUCAAGUCAAAGAAAGGUUUCAAACUGAAUUUCAAGGGUCCUGACGUAAGAGCACCUGAUGUGAACCUGAAGAUGAGUGGACCUUUGGAUGAACUCUCUGAUGAAGAAAAGAAAAACUCGAAGGGGCUUGACUUUAAUCUUCCUAGCUUCAGCUUGAAGGGCCUCAAAGGAGGCAAGAAUGAGGACGAUGACCAUGACAGCGAAGACGAAGGCAGUGGCAAUAAAGAAAGGAAAGGUUUCAAGUUUGGAUUUAAAGGCCCAGAUAUAAAUCUACCAAGUCUGAGUUUAAGACGGUCAGAAGGCCAAGAUUCUGAUGAUGAGACUGAAGGGAAAGUCAACAAGAAGAGCUUUACUGUUGAUCUUAAGGGCCCUGAAGUCCAUAUUCCUGACACGACAACACACGUUGGAAUAACUCACAGUAAACCAGAAGUAGACAUGCCUAACAUACACACAGGAAGCAGUGGUGCAAAAGUAGAUGUUAAUAUUCCGAAAGUAGAAACCCCAGAUGUAGACCUUGCCUUUGACCAUGGUUCGGCUGCAAAGAAGAAGGAUAAGUCUUCCAGUUUCGGAUUCAAAAUCAAUGCCCCAGAUAUCAGUAUGCCAGACUGGGAUCUGCGAAUGAAGAAGAAAAAUUCAGAGGGCAAAAAGAUAGAUGUUGAUCUUCCCAGUGUCGAAGUCCCUGAUAUUGAAGCCGAAAGUGACCUCCCAGAAGUUGACAUUGAUUUGAAAAAGUCCAAGAUCGACUUACCAGUAGUAGAUUUAGAAGCCGACACCAGUAAGUUAGCUAAUUCAGAGGCAGAUUUGGAGAGCACACAGCACUCACCUGGAUUUGGCAUGGCUUUUGGUUUCAAAGGUUUCAAGAAACACAUUGGUAUUGACUCUCGAGGGACUGAUAUAACCAAUGUUUCUGAUGCAAAUGUUCGUGUAACUGCAGCUGAAGUCAACAUUGGCAGUCCAAAUAUUGAUAUUCCUGAAGGUACUGUUGCUGCCAAGAAGCGUGAAUUCUUCGAAGCUUCCAAAGUAACUGCAACAUUGCCAGAAAGUGAGGUGAGGCUCAAGGGACCGAAGUAUUCGCCUGCUGGUGAGAGCGGAACCUUCAGGAUCACAGCAGGUGGAAAUGCUGAGGAAGACAUAGAAAAACCAAAAUCAAAAUCAAAAGGAAAAGAUGAGGAGGAUGAAGAAAAGACAAAAACAAAACACAAAUUCGGUUUAGGCUUUGGCUUCCGAGGCUUUAGUCGCUCGUCUGACAGCGAGGAUGAUACCCGAGAACCAACAUCCUCCCUAACUCCUGACCCUGACAAGCAAGAAGUCAAAGAGGACAAGAAGAAAGUCAAAGGGAAAAUGAGCUUUGGUUUCAAAGGCUUCACUCGUUCCUCAGACACCGACGAGGAACACUCAGAGAAAGUCUCCAUGGACCAGGAUGGCGAUGAGGAUAAGCCAAGACCCAAGGUGAAGGGCGGUCUGCACUUUGGGUUCAAGGGGAGAGGGAGCAGGAGCUCAGACUCGGAGGACAAUAAUGACCAGGAACGGGUAGGCACCGACCCGCAGGCCGAAGGAGGCCCUGUCAAACAGAAACUUAAGCCAAGUCUCAGCUUUGGUUUCAAGAAUAAGAGUAAAAGUUAUGACGUAGAAGGCGGCGAUGCUGAGGCUGACUCUGCCCGGCGGGAAGCUGAUGUAGAGGAGGAGGUGAAGGUGAAGUCCAGAUCUAGCCUUAACUUUGGUCUGAAGGGUUUCGGUAAGACUGAAGGAAAAUAUGAAAUGAAAUCUGAUUCAGAGGGCGGGGAUGCUGAUGAGAAACUGUCCCUCGAUACACGUGGCGAUGAUUCUGCCAGAGGCAAGUCACAGAAAAGCAUGGGUUUCAACUUCCGAAGUAAGAGCGGAAGAAGUACCUCUGAUUCCGAGGGUGUUGAUGCUGAAGACCGAGUAGAGUUUGAUACUCGUGGUGGAGAGGAGAAAGUAAAGGAGCCAAAGAGCAAGGGGAUUCGGCUGGGUUUCAAGGGCUUUAAGAACCUGAAGGGGAAGAUUCAGACAGAGAUCAACCGUAUGAGACAUGACAGCCAUUCAAGUGAUGAUGAAGCAACUCGAGAAAGCAAUGUGAAUGAACAUCCAAAUGCUGCAGAAGCAAAGAGAAAGAAGAAUGCUAAG